AUGUCCUUAAUAGUGCUUUUUGGAAUUUCUGGACUUUAUGGAAUUCCUUACUUUAUAAACAUUUCAUACGGAUUGUACAAGAGUUUUCUUACAUCUUCAGUGACAUUUAAUAUGGAUACAUUGUAUUUAGAUUGGAAUACAUCAUUUCCAGCGAUAACAGUAUGUGAAUUAUAUAAUGGAGAAAGAGUUUGGGAUAUUAGCGAAAGAUAUUUUGGGACUAAUAGAAGUUCACAAAUCGAUGACUACUUAGCUGAGGUAUUAUUUUUCCGUGGAACUUGUGCAUCCUGCAGUGAAUGCGAAAAUAUAGACUGUCCAACAGAUUUUCAUAAGCUAUUAGAAAUUUUCCGUACAAAUUGUUCAGAUCUAUUUGAUGAAUGUUCAUGGCAUAGUAAUGAUUUUGAUUGCUGCUCGGAAUUUCUCCCUAUUAACACUGAAUAUGGAUUGUGUUAUUCAUUUAAUUCAAAUCAUGCAAGAGAAGAAAGAAAACCCAAAUUCUAUGCUAGUAGAAUAACUGGUCCUGGUAAUUUGCAAUUUUUUGUAUCAAGAGAUGUUCAAGUACACAUUCAUCCACCAAUGGAAAUUCCAUAUUUCUUUUCUGAUGGAGUAUUUAGAGAAACAAUAUUAUGGGGAACAUCACAGGAGAUAAUUUUUAACGUUAUGGAGAUUUACAAUGAUGCCAGUGUGCUGACUUUGAGUCCAGAAAAAAGACAUUGUCAUUUUAGUACUGAUAUUCAAAGUGAUUUUAAGCUAUAUCGAUUUUACAGCUAUUCAACAUGCGUUGUUGAGUGUAUGCGAGAACUAAGCAUUUACGUUUGCAAUUGUACAAAUCACUUUUUAGUUGCCGACGAAAAUGACGGUCCAGUUUGCAAUGAUUUUGGUCUUGUUUGUCUUACGGAAAGUUAUAAUAUGAUGCUAGAACAAAGGAAAGAGUGUAAAUGCCAUAGUUCUUGCGAGGAACCUGAGUAUGAUAUCGUUUAUAAUGCUGGAGAUGGGGCUAUUGACGAUGAUCUUGUAAUGAGUAAAAUUCAUAUCAAAAUGAUGGACAUUCCGACUCAACGUUAUGUGCGGAUUGUUUCUAAAAAUAAUCUGGAUUUAAUAAUUUCAGUCGGUGGCAUCGCUGGAUUAUUUUUUGGAGCGUCUCUGAUUAAAGUUUUCGAAGUGAUUUAUUAUCUCUUACAGUAUAAAAUUAAAUUUUUUUUAAUUAUA
Messenger RNA from Episyrphus balteatus (marmalade hoverfly), 1206 nucleotides. RefSeq names its product pickpocket protein 19 (gene ppk31). The annotation marks the transcript as partial. NCBI's taxonomy places the organism in Eukaryota, Metazoa, Arthropoda, Insecta, Diptera, Syrphidae. Gene Ontology annotation, cellular component: membrane. Gene Ontology annotation, biological process: sodium ion transmembrane transport. The record is from RefSeq and is a predicted model, not a curated record. Gene Ontology annotation, molecular function: ligand-gated sodium channel activity. The transcript is spliced from 9 exons.